AUGGGAAGAAAGAAGAUUCAAAUCACCCGGAUAGUAGGCGAGAGGAACCGACAGGUGACCUUCAUGAAGCGGCGGUUUGGCCUCAUGAAGAAGGCGUACGAGCUGAGCGUGCUGUGCGACUGUGAGAUCGCCCUCAUCGUCUUCGACGGCACCAACAAGCUCUUCCAGUACGCCAGCACCGACAUGGACAACGUAUUGCUGAAGUACACCGAGCACAACGAGCCGCACGAGAGCCGGACCAACGCCGACAUCAGGGAGAGUCUGAAUAAGAAGGAGCACCGAGACUGUGGCAGCCCCGACAUCCUCACCCUUAACACUGACAAGGACGAGAAGACCAAUGAAGACUUCGACCAUGUGAUGCAGAGCCACCGAACUGUACAUUAGAUCAGAG
Molecule: messenger RNA, 391 nt
Organism: Salarias fasciatus (jewelled blenny)
Lineage: Eukaryota; Metazoa; Chordata; Actinopteri; Blenniiformes; Blenniidae
Product: myocyte-specific enhancer factor 2A-like
Exons: 3
Coding region: 1-384 (127 amino acids)
Biological process (GO): positive regulation of transcription by RNA polymerase II; cell differentiation
Molecular function (GO): DNA-binding transcription factor activity, RNA polymerase II-specific; protein dimerization activity; RNA polymerase II cis-regulatory region sequence-specific DNA binding
Source: RefSeq, a predicted model, not a curated record